This is a messenger RNA of Salvia splendens (bonfire salvia), 2962 nucleotides long. RefSeq names its product extended synaptotagmin-1. Gene Ontology annotation, molecular function: lipid binding. The coding region runs from base 190 to 2664 and encodes 824 amino acids. The record is from RefSeq and is a predicted model, not a curated record. NCBI's taxonomy places the organism in Eukaryota, Viridiplantae, Streptophyta, Magnoliopsida, Lamiales, Lamiaceae. The transcript is spliced from 14 exons.
CAUUGGAAUUUAUGCAAAUGUUUUGGCUCUCACUUCAGCAGCCAAACAAGAAGGCUGAAUUCUAUUCUGGAUGGGCCCAUUUUAAUUGAAGAAAUCGUUUCUGCUUCUGGGCAACCCUCGAGAUUCUUCAUCUUUCAAAAGCAUGAUCAGUUGUGAUUGUGAGAGUCUUUAAUUCUGCAGCUUUGUCGUAUGGGAAGAACGAAGAAGAAAUUGUUUGACUUGGAGGGGGCGGUGGAGUCUUGGUACAAGUUGGUGGAGCAGCAGCCGCUGCUGCUUCCCUUUGUUGUACCUCUUCUGCUCUUCCUUUGGGCUGUUGAGAAGUGGUUUUUCUCUCUUUCCAAUUGGGUACUUCUUGUGUGUGCUGUUUGGGCAACAAUUCAGUACGGAAGUUAUCAGCAGCGAAACAUUGUGGACGACUUGAAUAAGAAAUGGAUGCAAGUGACACUAAACACUUCACCUGUCACACCUUUAGAACACUGCGAAUGGCUGAACAAGCUAUUAAUGGAAGUUUGGCUGAACUAUGUAAACCCAAAACUUUCUUCACGAUUUGCGUCUAUAAUUGAGAGGCGCUUGAAGCAUAGGAAAUCAAGGCUAAUUGAAAGGAUAGAGUUACAAGGAUUUUCUCUUGGCUCUCGUCCUCCUUUACUUGGGCUGCAGGGAGCCUGUUGGGCAACAUCAGGUGAUCAGCGAAUCUUGCGAUGUAGUUUUGACUGGGAUUCAGAUGACGUAAAUAUACUCUUGUCGGCUAAGUUGGCUAUGCCUUUAAUGGGGACAGCCCGAAUUAUUGUAAACAGCAUCCACGUCAAGGGCAAUCUUCUUUUCAUGCCAAUAUUAGAAGGAAAAGCGAUAUCAUAUUCCUUUGUAUCGACUCCUGAGGUCAGACUUGGCGUCGCUUUCGGAAGUGGUGGAAGCCAGUCUUUACCCGCAACUGAGCUUCCGGGUGUUUCGUCAUGGUUGGUCAAACUUGCAACUGAAACACUGAAUAAGAGGAUGGUUGAACCACGCCGUCAGUGUCUUGCUUUGCCACCUGAAGAUUUGCACAAGAAAGCUGUUGGUGGUAUAUUAUAUGUAACAGUGCUCUCUGCUAGCAAGCUUUCGGGUCAUAACCUGAAGAGCAAUGGUUCCUCGAAGCAAUUCAACUGUGCAAAUCCAGAUGCAGUCCCCAGUGACAACAAAGAGCUUCAGACAUUUGUAGAGAUAGAACUCGAGGAGCUCACCAGGAAAACAGAUUGUAGAGCAGGAUCUUCUCCUAAGUGGGACUCGACAUUUAACCUAAUCCUGCAUGAAAAUGCAGGAGUUCUUAAAUUUCAUCUCUAUCAACGCACCCCUGGAAGUAUAAAGUAUGACUAUCUUACUUACUGUGAAGUUAAGGUUAGGUAUGUUCAAGACGAUUCAACCAUAUUUUGGGCCAUCGGAGAUAAUAACAGUGUGAUUGCGAAACAUGCUGACGUUUGUGGAAAAGAAAUUGAGAUGACAAUUCCAUUUGAGGGGGGUAAUCUAGGAGAGCUAACUGUGAGGCUUGUACUAAAAGAGUGGCUGUUUUCUGAUGGUUCACAUAGCUCGACUAAUUUAAAUGCAAGCUCUCGUCAUUCACUCGGUAGCUCAUCGAACUAUUUUUCCACAACCGGAAGGAAAAUUUGUAUUACUGUGGUUGAGGGCAAGGAUCUCCUUGUGAAGGACAAAAUUGGGAAAUCUGAUCCCUACGUCAAACUGCAGUAUGGCAAGGCUGUCCAAAGAACGAAACCCGCCCUACAUUCUUCAAAUCCUACUUGGAAUCAGAGAUUUGAAUUUGACGAAAUAGGAGGUGGGGAAUACUUGAAGGUAAAAUGCUUGCUUGAGGAAACACUUGGCGAUGAGAGUAUUGGCAGUGCACGCGUGAAUUUGGAAGGACUCGUGGAAGGUUCUAUAAGGGAUGUGUACAUUCCACUCGAAAAAGUUAAUUCUGGAGAGCUGCGGCUUCAGAUAGAAGCGAUAAAAGUUGAUGAUGGUGAAAAUUCAAGGGGUUCACAUACUCGGACAAAUGGUUGGAUAGAGCUCGUUCUCAUUGAAGCGAGAGAUCUCGUUGCUGCUGAUCUCCGAGGAACGAGUGAUCCUUACGUAAGGAUACACUAUGGCAACUUGAAGAAAAGUACUAAGGUAAUGUACAAAACACUGAGCCCAAAAUGGCACCAAACUCUAGAAUUCCCCGAUGAUGGAAGUCCGCUAACGCUGCACGUGAAAGAUCACAACACCUUGUUGCCGACAUCCAGCAUAGGCGACUGCGUGGUCGAGUAUCAGAUGCUAGCCCCCAAUCAGAUGGCCGAAAAAUGGAUACCUCUGCAGGGAGUGAAACGCGGGGAGAUCCACAUCCAAGUCACAAGAAAAGUCCCCGAGCUCGAGAAGAGAUCGAGCGUGGAUUCCGAGUCAUCCCCCACCAAAGUUCACCACGAAAUCUUGAACCGGAUCAAGGAGACGAUGAUCAAGCUCCGAUCGCAGGUCGACAACGAGGACUCCGAUGCGGUUUCGGUAUCGCUGAAUGAGCUCGAAAGCCUGCACGAGUGCCAAGAGGAGUACUUGUUUCGACUUGAAACAGAGCAAAUAAUGCUAAUUGAUAAAAUAAAUGAGCUUGGACAGGAAAUCUUCAACUCGUCUCCUUCCCUGCUCAGGACUUCUACUAUUCCUUGAACAAGAUUUCAUAGUAUUUAAACUUUCAAAUAGAGUUGUGCAACUGAAUCAUGUGUUACAGUUUGGAUACAUUAUUACAUACCACCUCUAAUAUCUACAUGUGUAAGUAUUGUUAUAGGGAUGUUAAUUGGGUUGACCCGAAUAAAUCGAACAAAAAGGACGAUUGCGGCCGGAAAUUUGUAGCCCAAAGAAAAGUUCAGCCCAGUUGGCCCGAAUUUGAAAUAACCGAGGAAUUGUGUAGGUCCGAUUGACAUACCUAUCUAUUAUAAUGACAUUCAUACUUUAUUUUCUACUUAAA